Phascolarctos cinereus (koala) is the source of this 2531-nucleotide messenger RNA. It is a transcript of the gene SEC62, whose product is annotated as SEC62 preprotein translocation factor. The record is from RefSeq and is a predicted model, not a curated record. NCBI's taxonomy places the organism in Eukaryota, Metazoa, Chordata, Mammalia, Diprotodontia, Phascolarctidae. Gene Ontology annotation, cellular component: endoplasmic reticulum; endoplasmic reticulum membrane. Gene Ontology annotation, biological process: post-translational protein targeting to membrane, translocation.
AAAUUGCUUUCCAGAAUGGUUAGAUCCCUUCACAAAUACAUCUGCCUGACCUCCCACAGCUCUUCCAACAAUUGUCAUUGUACUUUUUUGUUCCUUUGCCCGUCUGACAAGUGUGAGGAAGUUGGUGAACCAUCCAAAGAGGAAAAGGCAGUGGCCAAAUAUCUCCGCUUCAACUGUCCCACAAAAUCCACAAAUAUGCUGGGUCACCGGGUUGAUUACUUUAUUGCUUCAAAAGCAGUAGAUUGCCUUUUGGACUCCAAAUGGGCAAAGGCCAAGAAAGGAGAAGAAGCUUUGUUUACAACCCGAGAGUCUGUUGUUGAUUAUUGUAACAGGUAUGGUUGACUUGCUUUUAAAGAACAGUUCUUUCACCGAGCAUUAAAAGUAAUGAAAGUGAAACUUGACAAAGACACAAAGAAAGAAAAAGAGAAAGAAAAAGGAAAGGUAGAGAGUGGGAAAGAGGAGGAGAAAAGAAGCAAGAAAGAGAAUCCAAAGGAUGAAAAGGCUAAGAAGGAGAGAGAGAAAAAAAGAGAUGGUGAAAAGGAGGAGUUGAAAAAGGAGGAAACACCAGGAACACCCAAAAAGAAAGAAGCCAAGAAAAAAUUCAAACUGGAACCACAUGAAGAUCAAGUGUUCCUGGAUGGAAAUGAGGUGUAUGUGUGGAUCUAUGACCCAGUCCACUUUAAAACAUUUGCCAUGGGACUAAUUCUUGUGAUUGCAGUGAUAGCUGCCACCCUCUUCCCUCUGUGGCCUGCGGAGAUGCGAGUGGGUGUUUAUUACCUCAGUGUAGGAGCCGGCUGUUUUGUGGCCAGCAUUCUGCUGCUUGCUAUUGCUCGCUGCAUACUAUUCCUUAUCAUUUGGCUCAUUACUGGAGGAAGGCACCAUUUCUGGUUCCUACCGAAUCUGACUGCAGACGUGGGCUUCAUUGACUCCUUCAGGCCUCUCUACACACAUGAAUACAAAGGACCAAAAGCAGACUUAAAGAAAGAUGAGAAAUCUGAGGCCAAAAAACAACAGAAAUCUGACAGUGAGGAAAAAUCAGACAGUGAGAAAAAGGAAGACGAUGAUGGGAAAAUAGGAACUCUAGGAAACAAUGGAACAGAGGGCUCAGGUGGGGAGCGGCAUUCAGACACCGACAGCGACAGGCGAGAGGAUGACCGUUCCCAGCACAGUAGUGGAAAUGGGAAUGAUUUUGAAAUGAUUACAAAAGAGGAACUUGAACAGCAAACAGAUGGAGAUUGUGAAGAAGAGGAAGAAGAAGAAGGAGACGACGAAGAAGAAGAAGAAGAAACGACUAGGCCUUCAUCUGAAAAAUCAUAAACGUGCUUUAUUUGGGGACUGAGUGUGUGCAAGUGGUUGGAUUUUCUAUGUUGGCUGAUCACCAAAACAUAUGUAUAGUGUUUGGAGUAGUCUUUAAAUCAGUUUGCUGAGAUCUCUUUGAUGUCCAGGCAGUUCUAUUCAGUUUUUUAUUUUAUAGACUACUAACUUUUUUUUGGUACAAUCUUAAGUCACUAAUACACAUAUAUAACAAUUUUAUCCAUUUAACAAUAUUCUGGCAGUAAGUAGCUUUUAUUCCUUUUUGAUAAAUGUCAAAGAUGUAGUUUCCUCAGUGGCAUUUAGAAUAAUGGCAUUUUUGAGCACUGUAGAGCUUCUUACUGUUAGAUGUGGCAGAAGAGAUGAAAGUGAAAGACCAGAAUUUCAGGUGAUGCAGUUAGGUAGCUAUUUAUGAAUUACUUUAGGAUGAAAUAAACACAUAACUCAUGACUCUUGAAACUUAAGCUAUGUUUCUUAAUUUUCAUAAAAUUGUACCAGAAAAUUUCUUUAGAAUUCAGAGUUAGCAGUUAUUUGCUUAAGAUAGGCUGGUCAGUAAUGAUGCAACACACAAUUUUGUUUAGCUCCUAAUUCUGUCCUUUAACUACCAACUUAGGAAAUCCAAACUCGUUUGUACAUCCGGUUGACAGAAGAAUGGUUUUCUCCGGCAAAGGAAAGGGAACAGCGUAGGUUGGAAAAUGGUGGCUGUUCUUUCCCUUCCCAUCCAUUUCCCCCAUCAUAAUAUGAGAAAGCAUUCUGUACAUAAUUUACAAAUAAAACAGACCUUUUAUUUUAAUUGUUACUUCUUAUUUAGACCUUUUCUCAGCACUUCAAUUUGUACAAAAUUAAGACCAUUUAAAGAUAUGUUUUUAGAGAAACACAAGUCCUGAUACCCCACAGAACAUUGUGUGUGUGUGAGUGUGUAUGUGUGUGUGUGUGCGCGCGCGUUUGUGUGUGCGUGCGCGCAGUGUGGGUGUCGUGAGUAUGUGUGGUGUAUCGAUCUCUCCACAGCAGCUGCAACUCGGUGCCAACAUUCCAUGUGUUUGAGCAGACUUACAGCAGCUGUUUUGCACGCCUUUGUGUUCAUUGAUUUAUCUUAAAUUUCUACAUUCAGAAACUGGAGUACUGUAUUAUCAAAUUAGGAGGCACUGCUGUGAAAGAGAAUUUACUGUUUUAAAGUACCAAUGAAAAUAAAGAACAUAAAAAUGACCAUAUGACAGUCA